AAAUGAAGAUUGGUUCAACUGACAUGGAAUUGACUCAUAUUAUGCAUUUUCUCUGUUUCUAUCGUUCCUUCGUUUCUCCAUUUCGAAGCAGCUAUGGAAUCCGACCCUGCUGCUCCGUCACCGAACCCCAAACCGAACCUACCACCACCAACUAACGCCGUUAUUUCCUCCAAACCAAAACAACGAGACUUACUAACCCAUCUGGAAGCAUACCUCGCCAAACGUGACGGCGUCGACAAGCUUCUCAAGAUUUGCCGUUACGUCACGAAGCUGAUCGUCGCUUCGUCAAUCCUUCCUUUGGACCCGAACCUCUCCCACCGUCUCAAAAGCUUCGAAUCUAGCGUCGGCGUGAGCCGAAAAGCGUUCCGAUUAGGCAAAUUCGUUCAAGACCUCAACGCGCUGCGUAACGCGCGCGUGGAUUCCACGAGGGAGUUGAUCGUGUCCGUGAUCGCUUACGGUAGCGAGGGAUUGUACUUUUUCGUUGAGCAAUUCGUUUGGUUGGCGAAAACCGGGUUGAUCGAUCCGAAGCGGUCGAAAAUUUUGACGAAGAUAAGCGCUUAUGCGGAAUUUGUUGGUUAUUUCGGGAGUGUGGCGAUGAAAGUUAGGGAUUUGGGGGUUAUUAUCGAGGAAGAAGGUUGUUUGAAAUCGAGCAUUGAGAUUGAGGGUUUGAGAGGGGAUGAUUUUGGAGAGAAGGAAUUGAAGUUAGGUAAAUUGAGAGAGAAGAAAUUGAUGAAGAGGUUUUCAAUUGUUCAGGAUUUGGCUGAUGGGUUAAUGGCUUUGGAUGAUAUUUUGGAUGGGAAGGCGCCGUUUUCGAAGCCGAUUGUGUUGUCUUCUGCAGGGCUUUUGUCAGCACUUAUUAGUACUCACAAGAAUUGGGUUUCUUGCUGACUUUCUGUGUGAAGAUUGCCUGGAAUAGAGUAUAGAUUCUUUCGUAACAAGUGUUAUAUAACAUCACAAUACUGUAGUUGGAAGAGAAAAGGAAAAGAAUUGAUUUGAAGGCUUGUGAAACUUGAUUUGAAGCCUGUGUUCAAAAGAGUGUUUUGCAGCUAUCUUCUGUAACCUUAAUAAAAUUUUCAGAUUUAGAAGAGCAUUUCUCUUGAAUAGUUCUGUAACUUUUACUUGGUGUUUCAGUCAUGUGGGAGUAAGGACAGUUAUUUCAUUAUCUUAGUCACAUUGUUGUUUGCUAACUAUCAACUUCUUUACAUGGUGUUAUGAUAGCUACCGACUGAUUUUCAUACUUUAAUCUUAAACUUCGUUUGGGGGUGUUUCAUUUUUUCCCUCAAUCACAUUGGAGAAUUGGGAGUAUGGUAAUUGUGGAAGUCUUUUGUUGUUCAAUUUGUGGAUUCUGAUUUGCCAAGGAAAAAUGAAAUAAGAAAAAUGCCUGUAGUUUUUCAAAUGCAAUUUUAGCCAUAGCUUUUGUAUUUUAGUUACUUUACAUAGGUUUUUAGUGUCAUUAUAGAGGCUGUAAUAUUGCUUAAGACAAUAGAAAGAGUAUCAUAUUUUGUUCCUGUCAAGUUUCAGUAUAUUCUGUACUUUUUUGGGCCUGUUUAUCUGGAUUCUUAUGUAAGUAUAACACUGUUUACAGUAGUUGGAUACCACUCUCUACUUCAUUAGGACGAAUAUGCAAUAAUUACAAUUUACAACAUUACUUCAUAGAUAUUUCUUUCCACAGAUUAACUGCAUCUGAUUCUCAGGAAUAUUGUGAUUCUAACUUGCUUUUGUACUAGCCAAAAUCUUUAGAACAGUAUUUGAUUGUUUGAGCUUAUAAAAUGAUAUUAACUCUCCUGGUUAGAUUGCAUCAUAUUUGGAUUAGCUCAAUUGAGGCUAUUUAUCUAGAGGUCAAGGGUUUAAUAUGUUCUCUAUUCUAUAUGGUGUAAAAAGUUGGAGGCUUUGUGGAGAGUCAGCUUGUUUGUAGUGGUGAUAGAGUAAUGGGUUUGGUAGUUUGUUAUCCUUUCACUAUAGCAACAGCAUUUGGUUUUGUUAUAUGAGACUCAUGGUGCUUUCACUAAGAUGGAAAAUGUGAAUUUUUAAUGUUUUCUUUAAAAUAAAAAAAUGUUUUUUUAUAGAUGCUGUGGACAAUAUUACCUUCACCAUUUCUAAAGGGUAUUACAUUAUUGGUUUUGUACAGUUGUUUAUGAUUUUCCUAUUUAUAUUGUUGGCACAUCUGUCUGAGAUCAUCUAAAGAAUAUUUGCAAGAGUAUUAAUGCUCCUUGCCUCAUACUUGUUGAUUUUAAUGAGAAAGUAUUCAUGAAGUCAUUGGGUUUCCCUUAACUUUUCUAGUGUGAAUCUUGUUGAAAAUGAACCAUUGUAACAUGAUGGAUAUGGAUACAUCACACUGGGUAAAGAGAAGUUCAUAGUUAGCAAACAAUAAUGUGGCUAAGAUUAAGGAUGUUCAUAGUUAGCAAACAAUAAUAUGGCUAAGAUUAAGCAUGCAAAAAUGAUAUGGAUCGGAGGAAUAUGAAUUAGAUUGCUAAUGGAUAAAUCAAAAGAAUUCUAGUAAAAUAUCUUUAAAAAAAAUUCAAUCUAAUUCAUUCAUUAAAGAUAAAAUUCAUCUAAUCCAUUAACACAAUUUUUAUGGGUGGAUAUCCAUCAUGAAUUCACCCAUUUUUAUAAUAAUUUUUUUUACAAUAUUUAUUUUAAUUUGAAAAAAUUCCAAAAACUCUUUUUUUUUUUUUAAAUUUCUAAAAUAUAUUUUUAACUAUACUCUCUAUUACCAACCAACUUCAAUAAAUAUUAGUAUAAACAAUGUAAAAUUUGAAAGAGUUAAAAGGUAG
Molecule: messenger RNA, 2774 nt
Organism: Vicia villosa (hairy vetch)
Lineage: Eukaryota; Viridiplantae; Streptophyta; Magnoliopsida; Fabales; Fabaceae
Product: peroxisomal membrane protein 11A
Exons: 2
Coding region: 94-888 (264 amino acids)
Biological process (GO): peroxisome fission; regulation of peroxisome size
Cellular component (GO): peroxisomal membrane
Source: RefSeq, a predicted model, not a curated record